Closterium sp. NIES-67 is the source of this 1319-nucleotide messenger RNA. Lineage: Eukaryota; Viridiplantae; Streptophyta; Zygnematophyceae; Desmidiales; Closteriaceae. The record is from the annotation of a GenBank genome assembly.
UUGCUUCCCUGGCGACCCCAAUGGGCUGCUGGCGAAAUGGGUUGCUUGCUUGCUUUACCACUGAUGAAGUCUUGGACAGCCAGCAGGAUUUUCAGUCAUUUCCCUUAGCAUCUAGUGAACAAGGUAGUGUCUCCAGUGUUUCCUCCAACCCUGGAGGUUUGCUACGCUGGCCAUCUGCGUGCUCAGUCAGCUCAUCCAUUCAGGUUCUUUUCGACGUGGCACGUGCGUGUGCUUAUUGCCAACUCAGAGCUUCAUUUAUUACAAAGAACGUGUCAAGGAUUAGUGAUGGGACACGGUAGUCGCCUAUCGUUUUGCAGCCUAACCUUUGCGUCCUACUUACAAUUUGCCAUAAUCUCCAGGAUGUAUUUGACGACGUUUCCCUGACGCCGUGAAUCUUCAGUGACUCUGAUUCUCACUAAGGGCCUGAUAACGUACGAACAAAAUGAAAGACAGAGUGAAACUAUUAUAUAACGACGUUUCUCUUUAGAAAUCGCAGGUGUUUGGAAGAAAUUACCAGCGGUUGCUUCUCAAGGACUCCUCGGGUGACGUCGGACGUUAAUAGGAACAGGGGAAUAGAUGUAUGGGACUUGUAGCAAGUGAGGCUACUAAAGGUAGAAACAGAGACAUUCAGCUUAAGGGACAGACGUCUGAGCAUUGUAUGGACUUGCAGGUCCUAGCUAUGGCUUGGAGGAAGCAGCUCAAAAAUCAUGGACGUGGAUGGCUCAUAUCGUAGAGCUGGAAGAACAGCGUGAUGACGUUAAGGAACUAUUCCGGUUUACUACGGCGUUUCACAUCUUCCCGUCAGCUUCUUCUCUGGCAGUCCGAUUUUCAUUGUUCUCUGACACCUGACUGAUACGGUAUCAAGAACCGUAAGCGCUUCUGUUCCAAUCCAAGCAUACAUACCAAGUCACUGAGCAUUGUAUGGACGUGCAGACCCUCCUUGGCAACGGCCACACUUGGGAGGAAGCAGCGGUCAUGUGGAACAUCAUGCACAUGGAUGGCUCGGCUCAUACUGGAGAGGAAGAAACAGCGUGAUGUUGUCGAGGAACUAUUCCGGCAUUUCACAGCUUUCACCUGACCUCAUAACAACUUCAACUUCUUCAGCUCCAGGGCCUCAAAUAGGAAUUCAGGCAUCCUGCGCACUCAGGGCUGGCAGCUUCAAUGCAUACUGAUUCCUCAGGAUGAUUCGCAAGUUCUAUACUAAGGCCCCAGGGAAAAUUUGUCAAACAUAUAUGUAUAUAUUACUGUAGGCUAGAUAGGUUCGCACUCUUAGAGAGUACAACCACUUAGACAAAACCAUCCUGUAUCUCACAUUCUAU